AUGUUCACCAAUAAUAAUGUAAUGCCGUUCGACACUUCGAUUCCUUCGUUGUCGCCAAAUACAUCAUCAACACCAUUAUGUCAUCAUCAUCCAAUUUUUCAGAGUCAAAUAUCGUCAACACUUCAUACACCAUCUUCAUCAUCAUUGCAUAAUAUUGCACCAUCAUCUCAAUCAACAAUGUAUAAUGCUGCACCACCACCACAAUCAACAUUGUAUAAUGCUGCACCAUCACCUCAAUCAACAAUGUAUAAUGCUGCACCACCACCACAAUCAACAUUGUAUAAUGCUGCACCGACAUCUGAACAAAAGUAUCAUUGUCUAUAUCCAUAUCAACCUCAGUCACAAACUUUAUUGCCCAAUGAAUGGGAUUUAAUAUUAUCGUUACGAAUGAUGCAAAAUUUGAGUGUUUUACCAACACUUCAACCACUACCUUCUCCAGCAUAUUCACAUACAGGUGCCACAACAUCAACAACAGCACUACAGCAAUUAUAUCCUCAACAAAUCACGUAUGCAACGGCACAACUACAACAACUAUCGACAACAUGUGCAUCAUCAUCUUUAAGAAUCUCAGUGCCACCAGUGCUUACACAAACACGUUCAUCUCCACUACAUUCAGGUCACCGGAAUCAAUCACCUGUACCACAAUUACAGGCUUACUCACCGCCUCCUGUUUCACCACCAUUAGUUAUUGUUUCACCAGUACAACAAGAACAAAAAUCUCUGAAUCAAAUUUUAUCGGUUUCUUUACAACAACAUCAAUCAACUAAUUUACAAAGACAAACAUUCGUUCAACAUAAUCCAUUAAUAACAGAACCAACCAUACAAUUAUGUGAUCCAACAAAACCCCAGUGA
Rotaria sp. Silwood2 is the source of this 852-nucleotide messenger RNA. Lineage: Eukaryota; Metazoa; Rotifera; Eurotatoria; Philodinida; Philodinidae. The record is from the annotation of a GenBank genome assembly.